Messenger RNA from Spirometra erinaceieuropaei, 392 nucleotides. Lineage: Eukaryota; Metazoa; Platyhelminthes; Cestoda; Diphyllobothriidea; Diphyllobothriidae. The record is from the annotation of a GenBank genome assembly.
AUGACUUGUUUUGCACUAGGUACUCAAUUGUACGCCAUCUAUUUCGCCAACCGUUCCUCCUCGUAUCAACCCUUCUCUAUGCGAAAAUAUAAAAACCGAGACUGCAGGGAUUUUAGAUCAACAGCACUUUUGUACACACUAUGUGCUAUAGUAGGUACGUCUUCAAAUGAACACAUGACAGGCAACAACGCCAAUGCAAUAAGGCAUAGACAAGUGGUUUGCAGAACGGUAAUAAAUACUUGAAGGAUUAAAUUGUGUGAUUAUUUAAGUUUUGUUUUAGACGUAAAAUGUAAUGCGUGCACUCAUUCUUCUAUGUUAUCUUCAUUUCAGAUGCCCCAAUGGCUGACGAUCCUGAUAGAACACCGAAUGACGCAAUUCAGGAAUCUCCAUAG